This is a messenger RNA of Colletotrichum costaricense, 348 nucleotides long. RefSeq lists its product as uncharacterized. The record is from RefSeq and is a predicted model, not a curated record. Lineage: Eukaryota; Fungi; Ascomycota; Sordariomycetes; Glomerellales; Glomerellaceae. The coding region runs from base 1 to 348 and encodes 115 amino acids. The transcript has 3 exons.
AUGGCCAGCACCCAAGGAUCUCAACCCGAAACCAAGAGCUACACCCCAUCCGUCUUCAGCCAAGAAACCCUCCCUGCCCGCUCCGAUGACUACCACUACGUCUCCACGCGCGUCGUAAAGGAAAUACCCAAAGCCAAGGCGCCUGCUGACACGAUGAGUGCGUUGAGCAAGUUUAAGAUGAUGUUGAAGCCUCCUGUCGUGAAGGCGGUUGAGGCUCUGCCGAGUCAUGAGGGGAAGUCGUAUCAUGUCGACGAGGAGGGGCGCAUUAUUGAGAUUACGGUGAGGAGAGCAGGUACAUCGCGCAACGUCUUUGCUAAUGGCGAUGGUGGCGGUGGCGGAGGGUCUUGA